AUGGCUCCGCAAUUGGAUCCCUAUUUCAAGAAGGUGGACGAAUUGUCCGAGUCCUUCAUUGACCGUCUUCGAAAGGCUGUCGCUAUACCCUCAGUAUCAGCCGAAGAUGAGCGUCGCCCUGAGGUCGUUCGAAUGGGCCAAUUCCUGGCGGAUGAACUGAAGAAACUGGGAGCAGAAGUUGAGCAACGUCCUCUGGGCAAGCAGCCACACAAGGAGCAUCUCGAUCUACCACCCGUAGUAGUCGCUCGCUAUGGCAACGAUAAGAACAAGCGCACAAUCCUGGUCUAUGGCCACUAUGACGUUCAGCCCGCUCAGAUCGAGGAUGGAUGGGCAACCAAACCUUUCGAGUUGACCAUUGACGAUAAGGACCGCAUGUUUGGUCGAGGCUCGACAGACGACAAAGGACCUGUCCUUGGCUGGCUAAAUGCGAUUGAAGCUCACCAGAAGGCCGGUAUCGACUUUCCAGUCAAUCUCCUCUGCUGCUUCGAGGGCAUGGAAGAGUACGGCUCCGAAGGUUUGGACGAUUUCAUCAAUGCCGAGGCCAAAAAGUACUUCAAAGACGCCGAUGCUGUCUGCAUAAGUGACAACUAUUGGCUAGGUACUGAGAAACCCUGUUUGACAUAUGGUCUCCGUGGCUGCAAUUACUACAGUAUCGAAGUAUCAGGUCCUGGCCAGGACUUGCAUUCAGGUGUCUUUGGCGGUACUGCCCAGGAGCCCAUGACCGAUCUCAUCAACGUCAUGUCCAAGCUUGUUGACAACCAGGGUAAGAUCCUGAUCCCUGGCAUCAACGAAAUGGUGGCCCCAGUCACGGAGGAAGAGAAGAAGCUCUAUGGACCCAUCGCCUACACGAUGGACAAUCUCUAUGAGUCUCUCGGCUCCAAAACUGGAAUCUUCGACAACAAGGAGCAAACUCUGAUGGCUCGCUGGCGAUAUCCGUCACUGUCUCUUCACGGUGUCGAGGGCGCGUUCUCCGCACCGGGCGCAAAGACCGUCAUUCCUGCCAAGGUCACUGGCAAGUUCUCCAUUCGCACCGUACCCGACAUGAAACCUGAAGCUGUCACCGAGGCCGUCUAUAAGUACGUGAAGGACGAGUUCGCCAAACUCAACUCGAAGAACAAGCUCAAUGUAUACCUGCAGCACGAUGGUAAGUGGUGGGUCGCAUCGCCUUCGCACUGGAAUUUCAGUGCUGCCGCCAAGGCUGUCAAGCAGGUCUUUGGCACUGAUCCGGACUAUACCCGCGAGGGCGGCAGCAUCCCAGUCACGCUUACCUUUGAAGAAGCAACCGGGAAGAACGUGCUUCUUCUGCCAAUGGGCAGCAGCACCGAUGGCGCUCACAGCAUCAACGAGAAGCUGGACAGAAGAAACUACAUUGAAGGGACGAAGCUGCUUGGAGCAUACCUCCACUACGUCGCCGAAGAAAAGAUGACCUAG
Messenger RNA from Cyphellophora europaea CBS 101466, 1431 nucleotides. RefSeq lists its product as uncharacterized. Gene Ontology annotation, biological process: proteolysis. The coding region runs from base 1 to 1431 and encodes 476 amino acids. NCBI's taxonomy places the organism in Eukaryota, Fungi, Ascomycota, Eurotiomycetes, Chaetothyriales, Cyphellophoraceae. The record is from RefSeq and is a predicted model, not a curated record. Gene Ontology annotation, molecular function: metallodipeptidase activity. The transcript is spliced from 4 exons.